This is a messenger RNA of Rhodotorula graminis WP1, 2096 nucleotides long. RefSeq lists its product as uncharacterized. Gene Ontology annotation, molecular function: DNA-binding transcription factor activity, RNA polymerase II-specific; RNA polymerase II cis-regulatory region sequence-specific DNA binding. Gene Ontology annotation, biological process: regulation of transcription by RNA polymerase II. The record is from RefSeq and is a predicted model, not a curated record. The coding region runs from base 14 to 1990 and encodes 658 amino acids. The transcript has 4 exons. Gene Ontology annotation, cellular component: nucleus. Lineage: Eukaryota; Fungi; Basidiomycota; Microbotryomycetes; Sporidiobolales; Sporidiobolaceae.
GCGUCAUGCGCCCAUGACGAGUGCGGCAGCCACGGUGCGGGUCAAGCCCAUCGAGCGCGUCGUCGUCGAGCCCGCGAGAGCCGGCGACGAGUCGGCCGACGAUCUGCCCUUGCCGCCUCGGCUUCCGUCCAUCUCUGCGCUCCUCAACGAGACCGGGACCCAGUCGCCAGACUCGGCUCCACCACCACCGCCACAAGGAGGAGGCCCGUCGAGCGUGUUCCCGCCGUACAGCGUCUUUGACCCGCAAGCCCCGUCGACCUACCGCCACGACGUUGCGCCCACAGCUCCCGACGCUGCCCCCUCGCCUUCCUCCUCCACCCCCGCCCUCCCUCCACCGCCUCACUACCCGCCCGUCGCCUCGGCACAUCCCGACACGGCCACCCAGGCCGGCAUCGCCUUCUCGCAGUCGCGCCCCAUGGCCCGUCCGCCCUCGCCGCCGCCCCGCCAGCUCACCUCGCUCGAGUUCCCCGACGGCAACGCCCUCCACCCGCUCCCGUCGGGCCUCCUCGCGACCAACGGCGGCCGGCGCCGCGCCACGUCGGCCUCGGUCCUCCCCCUGUUCGAGGCGGCGACGCCGUACGGCCGCCUGCCGGGCUUUGCGACGAGCUCGGAGCGAGGCGGCGCAGGCGGCGGCGCGGGAGAUGGGCCGCCCGACGCGCGAGAUCAGCAGCAGCAGCAGCACCUGUCGCAGCCGCAUGCGCAGCCGUCGCACCAGCAGGACAGCCCGGCGUCGCGCCUCGAGGCCCUGAGGCCGCGCGCGUUCUCGACCCCGACGCGCGAGGAGUACCGCGCGCACGUCGGGUGGGCCACAGCGCUCCCUCCUGUGCCCGCUCGUGCGCCGCUCCACUUUGCGGCGCGCCCCGACCAGGCCGUCGAGCAGCAGCAGCACCAGCAGCAGCAUCUUGAGCACCAGCUCCCGCUCCCGCACCCGCACCCGCAUCAGCAGCACGCGCCCGAUCCCGCCUAUCCACCGAUGCCGCCCUACCCGUACUACCCGGGCGUGCACGGCCCGCCAAGCCACGUCCACACCGCGCAGCACCUCCCGCCCGACAGCUGGACGCCCCAUCACCUCGCGCUCCCCUACCCGCCGCCUCCGCACCACCCGCAGCAGCAGCAGCAGCAGCAGGCGCCGCCGUCUCUCCCGACCCCGCCAGGCCACGAGCAGCCGCACCAGCACCAGCACCAGCAGUCGCUCCCAAUGCCUUCGGGCCUCGCCGCGCAAGGGCCGGCCUCGCCACCGCUCCCGUCGGGCGUUCAGCAGCAGCCGCAGCAGCAAUUGGCGGUCCAGUACUCGACGCACGCGACGGGCCUCCCCGGCCAGUCGGCGUGGCUCCCGCAGCCGCCGCCGUCGCUCGUCGCCUCGGCUGGCGCUGCCGCCGCCGCCGCCGCCGGCGAGUCACCGCAGGAUGCCGGGCGGUACGGCUGCCCGCAUUGCCCGAAACGCUUUGCGCGCCCGUCGUCGCUCCGGAUCCACAUGCACUCGCACACGGGCGAGAAGCCGUUCACGUGUCCGAUGUGCGACCGCGCCUUCUCGGUCCAGUCCAACCUCCGCCGCCACCUCAAGAUCCACAAGGGCGGCAGCGCGACGACGCCGACCGCGUCGAGCCCGACGCCGCGCAGCCUGCCGCGCCUCGCGACCGACCGUGCGACGCUCGGUGACGCGGCGGCGACGGCCGACGACGGCGCGGGCAUGUCGGGCAGCACGGCGUCGCGGCCUUCGAGCGGCUCGGCGGGCGGGCUUGGCGCGACGGGGACGGACGCCGAGGGUGAGGGUGAGGCGGAGCGCGACGAUGCGGCGAUACUCGAGGAGGACGAGGGGCAGGGCGAGGGCGAGGACGGGGACGUCGUCAUGCGCGACGAGGAGCGGCGGCAUGGCUCGGCGGCGGCGGCAGCGGCGGCGGCGGCCAAGGGCGACGAGCUGCGCGGCGGUGGGGAGGCGCCGCCGCUCGUCAGGACGGCGUGGCCUCGCGCGAGGGAGCGCGCCGACUGAGCCGAGCCGAGAUGGCCGUCGUCGUCAUCGUUGAGCGUCCGACGCUCGAGCCUCCUUUUUUCUCCUCUCCUUUCCUCUCCUCUCCUCACCCCUCCUCUCCCCCCUC